Molecule: messenger RNA, 2344 nt
Organism: Pneumocystis murina B123
Lineage: Eukaryota; Fungi; Ascomycota; Pneumocystomycetes; Pneumocystales; Pneumocystaceae
Exons: 16
Coding region: 86-2344 (752 amino acids)
Biological process (GO): proteolysis
Molecular function (GO): metal ion binding; metalloendopeptidase activity
Source: RefSeq, a predicted model, not a curated record
UUUUAAGCAUUUUUACUUUAAAUAAAUAUUAAAAAUAAAGAGAAAAUAAUCCGGUUUCUUUGGACAUCCUAUUUAUAUCAAGUUUAUGUUAUACUAUUUUAUAUUUUUUUCAUUCAUUGCGUUAUUUUUACAAGCAGAAUCAUAUAGAACUCAAGAUAAUGAAACCGAUCAUCUUUUAUAUUUAAGAAAUCAAGAAAAUAUAAAGGUUCUUUCUACAGAGUUUAAAAAACCAGAUAAUGAUCAUUCUUUGUAUCGGCUUAUUGAGAUAUCUAAUAAGCUUCAAGUUUUAUUAAUUAACGAUCCACAAAGUAAACUAUCUGCAGCUUCAAUAAGCAUAAGUAUCGGACAUUAUAGUGAUCCUGAUGAUAUCCCUGGUCUUGCUCAUCUUUGUGAACAUAUGUUAUUUAUGGGAACAAAAAAAUAUCCUGAAGAAGAUGGUUUUUCUUCUUAUCUAAAAAAUCAUUCUGGCCAAUUUAAUGCACGUACUUCGUCAGAAGAAACAAAUUUUUUCUUUCAUAUUAUACCUGAUUAUUUUGAACAAGCAUUGGAUAGAUUUUCACAAUUUUUUAUCGCGCCAUUGUUUCCAAGAACAGCUGUUGAGCGAGAAAUACAUGCAAUUAAUGCUGAAUUUAAAAAAAAUCAGAAAAAUGAAGAAUGGAAUAUAUUACAGCUUGAAAAGUCGCUUUCAAAUGAAAAAUCUCCUUAUCAUAAAUUUGGCACAGGAAACUAUCAAACAUUAAUGGAUAAUCCAAAAAAAAACGGCAAAGACAUUUUAGAGGAAGUUAAAAAUUUUUAUUCAAAAUAUUAUUCUGCAAAUUUAAUGAGACUCGUUGUAAUUUCAAAAGAAUCUCUCGACGAGCUCCAGAGAUUAAUUAUUAAAUAUUUCUCUCAAAUUCCUAAUAGAAGAAUUCAGAAACCUCAAUUUAUGGAAAAGCCAUUUACGAAUAAACAUCUUGGCACGCAAUGUUGGUAUAAAUCAGCAAAGAACUCUAUAAAAAUGACGCUUACGUUCCCUGUUGAAUCUCUGGCAAUUUCAUAUAAGAAAAGUUCUUUUGCUUAUCUUAGAUAUUUGCUAGAACAUCAAGCUUCUAAUUCUCUUUACAGUUUUUUAUCAAAAAAAGAGUGGAUACUUUCUAUUAGUACUGAUAUCGAAUAUAUAGUUUCAAACGUAGAUUUUUUUAGGAUAAUUUUAGUUCUUACUUCUAAAGGACUAGAUGAAUCUGAGGACUUAAUAGUUGCAAUAUUUCAGUAUUUGGAUUUUCUUAGAAGUAUAGGACCUCAGGAAUGGAUUUUCAAUGAAUUGAAGCAGCUGGAUGAUAUAUUUUUUCGCUUUUCAGAUUAUAUAACAUCAUUUCAACGUGCUUCAAUUUUAUCGAAAGUCAUGCAAAAAACAUAUUUAAAUUAUUCAGAUUUACUGAGAUCCGAUUUUUUUUCAGAGUACAAUGCACAGUAUAUCAUAGAUCUAUUAAAUUUAUUGCACCCAAAUAAUUAUUUGCUUUCUAUUUCUUCUAAAACCAAACCUGGUGAUUGGAAUGCGAAAGAAUUUUGGUAUGGAUCAGAGUAUAAACUUGAAUCCUUACCAAAAACACUUGUACAGAAAACAAAUAAUUUGGUAACUAAUGACUUAUUUAAGUUACCUGAUUUAAACAAAUAUAUCCCAGAAAAUUUUUUUAUAAAACCGCCUUCUAAGAAUAGAGUAGACAAACCUCGUCUUACAUAUAGUAGUCAUGUUCUUCGUUACUGGUAUAAAGAUGACACAUAUUCUAAUCCUAAAACAUAUUUGUCUUUAUUUUUUAAAAUACCAGGAUAUUCUGAUACACCUCUACAAGAAGCACGAUUAAAGGUUUAUAUAAAUAUGUUAUUUAACAGUAUUGUUGGAAUAGUCUAUUAUGCGAAUAUUGCGGGAUAUCAGAUUAGUAUAGUGCCUCAUAAAUUAGGAUUUCAGCUAUUUAUAUAUGGCUUUAACGAUAAAAUACUCAAAUUACUUGAAGAUGUUUUAGAUGCCUUUUUAAAUUUCCAACCCAGCUUUUCUAAAUAUAAUUUUUUUAAGGAACAUCUAAAAUCAAAUAUUAAUAUUGAUUCCAUUGAGCCUCCUAAACAAAUAAAGCCUGUUGCUAUUUCUCUGUAUACUGAAACUUAUUGGCCUUAUAGUGAAAUAUUAAAUGCAUUAGAAUCACUUACCUUUGUUGAUAUUGAAAUGUUUCAUAAAAUGCGUUUUUUUCGAGUUUUUGUAGUCGCACUAGCAAUUGGAGCACUUCCAAGUAAUACACCACUUUUUAUCGACAAUUAUAUAAAAAAUAUUAAUAAUAGCACACUCUAUCCAUAUCAACUUUUUGAUUCGUGA